CAAAUUCUUAUUUUUAUUUUACAUUUUGUUGAUAAUUAAACAAUAAUUUACAAUAGGUUAAGUAAUUGUAGAUUUAUAGAUAAGCUAUUAACGGUAUUUUUUAAGAUGAUAUCAAGAAAAGGUCAGAAAGCUAUUAACGAAGGGGUAGUGGGGAAAUAUGUGAAGAAAGAUACACCGCCUGAUCUACCAAUAAUAAAUGUCUGGACAACGGGAAAUAAUAGGAGACCUCGAAGCCAACCAUUUGCGGCUAGCGAUGGAGGAUCUCAAGCGAUGGAAAACAAGUUCGGUAAAGCUCAAACUAUGAGUGGUCAUGCUGGAAAGUACACGCCUAGUGAAUCAGUACCAAACUUAGCACAUAGAUUUGCAAGUUUAUCAACCAGUGAUGCAGCUAGUUCAUCCAGCAAUUAUAAUUCCCAGUAUCAUUUGGAUUUAAAUAUGGCAUCUCAUUCAACUCUAAAUGAAGUAGAUGAUUCAUUUAGCCGUCAGCCGAGCUAUAGGUAUUAUAGGCAACAACAACCUGAGGAUCCUAUUUAUCAAAAUCAACAACAGGUUCAACAGCAGAAACAACAGCAGUACAGCUCCCGGGAGUCCAGCAUGCCGCGGAUCUCUUCCAAUCUGAGUAUAACACCAAGACUGCAUCCUCCAUCGCCACAUUCUAUACAUCUACAUACUUGUACUGACUCAUACACAACAGUAAGUCAAUCAUCACCAAUAUAUUCCAACUAUGUGAAUGCAUCUGCACUUCCUUAUCACACCAAAGGUCCGGGCAGCAGCAUUAUCUCUAGUAGUCAAGGUUCAGAGGAAUGUGAGCUGCCAUUGCCGCCCGGCUGGUCCGCGGACAGAACAUUACGCGGCCGGCGGUACUACAUGGACCACAAUACACAGACCACACACUGGACGCACCCUCUGGAGAGUGUUCCGCAGCCCUGGCAGAGAGUUUCUACACCACAUCAUGGAGUAUAUUAUUUUAAUGAAAUAACUCAUCAAACAACAUAUGCGCAUCCUUGUCUUGUCGGUGGUUGUUACUUAGUUAGCCCACUCGUUCCUACUCUGGUGCCACCUUAUCUACUUGAAGAGAUACCUCAUUGGCUCAUUGUUUAUUCUAAAGCGGAUCAAGAGUUAGACCACAAGUUGCGUUGGAACAUGUUCCGAUUGAGCGAGCUGGACUGCUACUCGGACAUGCUGACACGCCUCUACAAGCAGGAGCUGCAGCUCAUUGUGAUGAAAUACGAGAGAUAUAGAUCUGCUUUACUACAAGAAUUAGAGCGAAGAAGACGCGCCAUCACUUACCACACACAUCCCAACUAUUGAGCUUAUUUUUUUGCCUUAUAAAGCUGUGAUUCUAAUCAUAAGUGAUUAUGUGUAAUGUGAUUUUACUUAGAAAUGUAAGUGCCUUAUAUGUUUAAAAAAAUGUAUUUAUUAUUAGCAAUUGAUGGAAUUAUACAUGUUCAAAAUAUUUAAAUGAAUUAUAUUGGUAUUUUUAUAUUGUCAACUUCAAUUUUUAAUCAAUCCUUUAGCCUUUAUUGGUGUUUCCUGUUUGUAAAUAACUUUUGCAGCAUAUCAGGGAGUCUUAGGGUGUGGUUAUACUGUCCAUUUCAUUUAAUUUUUAUUGUAAUUUAUCAUCAUAAUGAGGAAUAUUGUAGAAUAUAUAAUAAUUGGCAAAUAAUUAUUGUUAAAACUUUAAUAACAUUUAUUUAUUAAAAAUUGAAUGUGUUUGUUAUGCACACAAUCUUUAAACUGUUGAUUGUGGGACAAAAAUAGUUUUCUUAAGCUAAAAUAUAUUUACAAUGCAAAUGUAAUAUUUACUUUAAUAAAAUUAUGUUUAAUCUUCUAAUUCUUCACCAUC
Papilio polytes (common Mormon) is the source of this 1846-nucleotide messenger RNA. RefSeq names its product scaffold protein salvador (gene sav). Gene Ontology annotation, molecular function: protein binding; molecular adaptor activity. The transcript has 10 exons. Lineage: Eukaryota; Metazoa; Arthropoda; Insecta; Lepidoptera; Papilionidae. Bases 106 to 1311 code for a protein of 401 amino acids. The record is from RefSeq and is a predicted model, not a curated record. Gene Ontology annotation, biological process: hippo signaling; apoptotic process; regulation of cell population proliferation.